CAGACGGCUGUCCCAGCUUUUACUCCGGGAGUCUGCCAGGUCUCUGGCUCUGUGACAGGUUUUACUGAAGUUCAAACUUAAUUAUACGAGCUGCAUUGAACGUCAGGGCAAUGGGUAUAUAUGUAGUCACUGAAGCCAACAUCUGAAGCUGAGAUGGGGAAGAUGAUGCUAUGGGCUGGUUUGGUCAUUCUCCUGCAGUUGCAGCUGGGCUCUGCCUAUAAACUUGUUUGCUACUUCAACAACUGGUCUCAGUUCAGGCCAGGAGCAGCUAAAUACACUCCUGAAGAUGUGGACCCAUUUUUGUGUACCCACUUGAUUUAUUCCUUUGCUGGAAUAAAGGAUCAUAAGAUCACCACUAUGGAGUGGAAUGAUGAAACCCUCUAUAGUCAGUUUAAUGCUCUAAAGAACAGAAAUAAAAAUCUUGUCACCCUUCUGGCUGUUGGAGGUGGAAACUUUGGCAGCCAAAAAUUUACUGCCGUGGUAUCCUCUGCUGCCAACCGUAAAACAUUCAUUGAUUCAGUGAUUGCUUUCCUUCGCAAGCACAAGUUUGAUGGGCUGGACCUUGAUUGGGAAUUUCCAGCUUCCGGAGGAAGUCCUCCAGAGGAUAAGCACCUCUUCACCAUCCUGGUUCAGGAAAUGGUAGCAGCUUUUGUCAAGGAGGGUCACCAAACAGGACAUCCAAGGCUGUUGCUUUCAUCAGCUGUUUCAGGCGUCAAAGGUAUCGUCGAUACUGCAUAUGAAACUGCUGCCCUAGGAAGGAGUCUCGAUUUUCUCAGUGUGAUGACCUACGACUUCCACGGUAGUUGGAGUUCAGUCACAGGACACAACAGUCCCCUGUACAAAGGCUCGAUUGACCAAGUUCCCUUCUACAACGGUGCUUAUGCUAUGAAAUACUGGAAAGACAACGGCGUCCCAGCUGAGAAGCUCCUCAUGGGAUUUCCAACGUAUGGACGAACUUUCCGACUAUCUACUGGGAAUACUGGUGUUGGUGCUCCUGCUUCUGGUCCUGGUGCUCCCGGUGCUUAUACCCGAUCAGCUGGUGUCUUGGCUUACUUUGAGGUCUGCACAUUUUUAAAAGGAGCUACCACCAAAUGGAUUGAAGCACAAAAAGUCCCAUAUGCCUUCAAAGACAGAGAAUGGGCUGGAUAUGACAAUGAGAGGAGCUUUGAGAUAAAGGCCAACUUUAUAAAGGAGCAGCAUUAUGGGGGUGCCAUGGUUUGGGCUCUUGGCAUGGAUGACUUCUCUGGCUCUUUCUGUGGGGCAGGAGCCAACCCACUCCUAAAGAAGCUGAAGACUGUCCUUGGAGACUGAAUGCCAAAUCACUGGCCCAGGAAAGAGCACCGCCAUAAAGGGAAAACGCCUUAUUUGUUAUCUAGGGAUGCAACCAAGGUUGACUCAUCCCAAGGGCAGUUUUUAUUUUGACUUCAGAUGAUACUAGAUCCUAGUGCAGACUGAACAUCUGUGUUUCCUAAUCUGCUCCUCUAGAUCCAAAUAGCUGCAAAUAAAUCUUGGGCUCAUAAAGUCUAUGAAGCAUCAAGGGAAAGGUUGAGUUUCUACCCGAGUACUGGUAGGAGGACAGCCAUUCCUUAUGCAUUCACUCUGAUCUUGUCCCAGUUUCAAAUGCUGCCACAGGCUAUGAAUUAACACUCUCAUAAACCAGAGAUAAUUU
Gavialis gangeticus (Gharial) is the source of this 1669-nucleotide messenger RNA. RefSeq names its product acidic mammalian chitinase-like. Gene Ontology annotation, molecular function: chitinase activity; chitin binding. Gene Ontology annotation, cellular component: extracellular region. Lineage: Eukaryota; Metazoa; Chordata; Crocodylia; Gavialidae. The record is from RefSeq and is a predicted model, not a curated record. Bases 154 to 1311 code for a protein of 385 amino acids. Gene Ontology annotation, biological process: chitin catabolic process; carbohydrate metabolic process. The transcript is spliced from 11 exons.